CGCCCAGGUAGGAACCGGCGCGGGCGAUGGACCACGGACUCGGAGCCGUAGGGGCCCGGCAGGAGGGGAGGAUGGGCUGAGACCCACCUCUCAGGCACAGGCAGCCUCGCGGCCCAGGGAAGCCCCCCAGCUUGGUUCCUUCCCAAAGCGAGCCGGAGUCUGUGCUUGGCUGCCUGGGGGAGUGGGGGGCACAGCUCGAAGGAGCCAGAGGAAUCCACAGGCAGAGAUCUAAGCGGCACAGACAUGCCGGUGCUGUCUGAGGACUCCGGUUUGCAUGAAACCCUGGCACUACUGACCUCUCAGCUGAGACCUGACUCCAACCACAAGGAAGAGAUGGGCUUUCUGAGGGAUGUUUUCAGUGAAAAAAGCCUCAGUUAUUUAAUGAAGAUUCACGAGAAGCUUCGCUAUUACGAGAGGCAAAGUCCAACCCCCGUCCUGCACAGCGCUGUGGCCCUCGCCGAAGAUGUGAUGGAGGAGCUGCAGGCUGCCUCCGUGCACAGCGACGAGAGGGAGCUGCUCCAGCUGCUGUCCACCCCCCACCUCAGGGCCAUGCUCAUGGUACACGACACAGUCGCCCAGAAGAAUUUUGACCCCGUUCUCCCCCCUCUGCCUGAUAACAUCGACGAGGAUUUUGAUGAAGAAUCAGUGAAGAUCGUCCGCCUGGUGAAAAACAAGGAACCCUUGGGGGCCACCAUCCGGCGGGAUGAGCACUCAGGGGCUGUUGUGGUGGCCAGGAUCAUGCGAGGGGGCGCAGCAGACCGGAGCGGCCUGGUCCACGUUGGAGACGAGCUCCGGGAAGUGAAUGGGAUCACAGUCCUGCACAAGCGGCCCGACGAGAUUAGCCAGAUUCUGGCGCAGUCCCAGGGAUCCAUCACCCUGAAAAUCAUCCCAGCCACCCAGGAGGAAGACCGCCUAAAGGACAGCAAGGUGUUCAUGCGGGCCCUCUUCCACUACAACCCUCGGGAAGACCGGGCCAUUCCCUGCCAGGAGGCAGGCCUGCCCUUCCAGCGCAGGCAGGUCCUGGAGGUGGUGAGUCAGGAUGAUCCCACGUGGUGGCAGGCCAAGCGAGUGGGGGACACCAACCUUCGAGCUGGCCUCAUCCCUUCCAAGCAGUUCCAGGAAAGGCGACUGAACUACCGGAGAGCCACAGGCACCCUGCCGAGUCCCCAGAGCCUCAAGAAGCCCCCCUAUGAUGAUCCCUGUGACAAAGAGACCUGUGACUGUGAGGGGUAUUUCAAAGGACAUUACGUGGCUGGUCUUCGGAGGAGCUUCCGGCUGGGCCGCAGAGAGAGACUGGGAAGCCCACAGGAAGGAAAGACCUCUGCAGUGACCGAGUCUCCGGAGCUGCCGACUUACGAGGAGGUGACCAGGUACCAGCACCAGCCUGGUGAGCGGCCCCGCCUGGUGGUUCUAAUCGGGUCUCUGGGAGCCCGACUACACGAGCUGAAACAGAAGGUGGUGGCAGAGAACCCUCAGCAUUUUGGUGUUGCCAUUCCACAUACCACCAGGCCCCGGAAGAGCCAUGAGAAGGAAGGAGUAGAGUAUCACUUUGUCUCUAAGCAAACAUUUGAAGCUGACUUGCAUCACAACAAGUUCCUGGAGCAUGGUGAAUAUAAGGAAAACCUGUACGGAACCAGCCUGGAAGCCAUUCGGGUUGUGAUGGCCAAAAACAAAGUUUGUUUGGUGGACGUGGAGCCAGAUGCACUGCAACAACUGAGGACCUCAGAGUUUAAACCCUAUGUUAUAUUUGUAAAGCCUGCAGUUCAGGAAAAAAGGAAGACGCCACCCAUGUCUCCAGCUUGUGAGGAUGCAGCAGCCCCACUUGAUGAGGAGCAGCAAGAGAUGGCCGCCUCUGCCUCCUUCAUAGACCAGCAUUAUGGGCACCUGGUGGAUGCUGUACUGGUUAAGGAGGACCUCCAGAGUGCGUACAGCCAGCUCAGAGCGCUCUUAGAGAGGCUGAGCAAGGACACUCACUGGGUACCUAUUAGUUGGGUCAGGUGACUGUAUCCUAGAACAUCCAGAUUGGAGGGGACCUGGAAGACCACCUGGCCCAGCCUACCCCAUGCUACCAUCAAGGAAUCUCAAGUGAGAGGGGCAGAAAUUUCCAUAAACUCCAUCCUCAAGAAGAGUCUCUGUGGGAAGUCUUGUUUGUCAUUGGUUUUUGUCCAUUGCUUUUCACUGCACUCCUUUGGAGCAGAAAACACAAGUCAAAAGGGGGUAUAUAUCACAGUAUAACACAUGUCAUUCAUUAAAGUAUCACAGGCAAGUUGACCCUGAUUCUCUGUACCAAAGUUGAGUAGCCACUGUCUUUAGGCAGGGGAGGUGGUGGUGAAUGUAUGCAGUACCAGUUUGCAGAGGUAAUUUAAGCUUUAUAAACAGACUGACACUUCAUUUAUCGGGCUUUGUCUGAAGUUGAGUUGUUUUACCCAAGAGGACUUAACAUGCAACUGAAGUUCACCUAUCUUCAGGCAGUAAAAUGUUGAUCUUUUGAAAGUUUUUGAAAGUUUUUGUUUGCCUUGCAAUGGAAAAUGUGGUUCUCUGCCUUCUUGAAUAGUGAGCAUUCACAAACUUUUUUGACAGACUAAGGUGUGCUUCCCUGUCACCAUGAGUUAUUGUACUAUUCUAUGAUAUGGUGGUGUUUUCAGGGACUCUUGUGGAAUGUAAGGCUGCUUGUGCCUUUUCUAUAUAUCCUCAGACUCCAAAAAUUUAUGCUUGCUUGCUUUGAUUUAUUCUGUUCUGUCACUUGUCUCUCUUGUUACUGACAAUUGCCCUGGUUCUCACCUGUCCCUUCCUUCAGAUCAUAGGAGCUCCUGACAUGCUAGGAGCUUUCCAUGACAUGCUAGGUCAUGGAAAAACAGAUGAUCCCCACACCUCCAGCCCCCACCCCCAUCAAAUCUAUGUCUAAACCACAAUAAAUCAGUCAUGACCAUCAAAAUCUAAGUAUAUAGACUCUGAGUGUGGGCCUGAUGGUUUGUCUCUGAGCAAAAGUGUUUAAUAUCACAACAGAUUUGUGAUACAUCUUAGCUUCAGAGAAUUUUCUUUUUAAUAGCCAAUGUAUAUAAACCUUUAUUCUGUGCCAGGAGUCUACGCUAAGGCCUUUACCUACAUGACUUUGUAGGUAAUGCACCAAGCCUAUGAUGUAGUGUUCUUUUUCUUUUUUAGCCACACAGCAUUGCUUGUGGGAUCUUAGUUCCCCAACCAGGGAUUGAACCAGCACCAUUGGCAGUGAGAGUCCUAACCACUGGACUGCCAGGGACUUCCUUGAUGUAGGAUUCUCAUCAUCCCUAUUAUACAAAUGAGAAAAACAAGGCUAAGAAAGUUUAAAUAAUGUGUUCAAGUUCACCCAGCUUUAAAAAAUGGCAGAGCCAUAAUAUUAGAGUCCAACUCUAAUACCAGUGAUGGUCAUUAAUCACUAUACUGCCUCUCUUUUGUGGCCCCAUAACUGAGGCUGCCUGUUAAGCCAUUGACUUAGAAGUGAGGAAUGUGCUCUCAGCUAGAAUUUACAAUAAUAUGCAAUAUGGCUGCAACUUCUAAGACUGGAAAGAGGCUGCUUACAGCUCUUGAAAGAGCUCUUCCUCAUGAGAAAGGAGGCGAGGUAAAGUGCAAAGCACCAAGGAGAAGAUCUGCUGCCUGUUUAGAAAUUUCCAUUUUGCCUUCUUACACAAGGAUACCUUUUCCACUUUCUAUUGGAUUGGCCAAAAUGUUGGUUCAGGUUUUUCCAUUACAAUGUUGCAGAAAAACCCAAACGAACUUUUUGGUCAACCCACAUAGCUCAUGAACCUAGUAGGUCCACGGAACAGGAUCACAUUCUUCAAACCUUUCUAGCAAAAGGAUGAGGACCUCUUUGUAUUUACAAAGUACUGGAUUCUUACCAAGUUAAAUUAGUCUUAGCUGUUCCACAUAGAACCAGAUGGGAAAGGCAGCUGCUCUUUGAAGCUGAGUGGCACAUACCAAGUUGUGUAUAUUAUACAGGAGAAAGAAAAAAGUGAACAUGUUAGUCGCUUAGUCAUGUCCGACUCUUUGUGACCCCACGGACUGUAGCCCGCCAGGUUCCUCUGUCCAUGGAAUUCUCCAGGCAAGAAUACUGAAGUGGGUAGCCAUUCCCUUCUCCAGGGACUCUUCUGACCCAAGGAUCAAACUCUUCUCCCACAUCACAGGCUGAUUCUUUACCUCUGAGCCACCAGGGAAGCCCCAUUAUACAGGAGAGAAGGAUUAAAAUCAGCCCUCAGGCAAAAAACAUGUAAGUCAAAAUUACUCUUGAAAAGUCCUCCAGGGUGGCCCCUUGGUGGAGAUCCUAACCAACUCUUAGCAGGGCCCAACUGGGUGGUUUUCCCCCAUUGUAGGAGCACAAUGGUUGAAUAACAGAUUUUUUUUUUUAAUUUCAAGCAACUCAGCAUUUUCUUAUUUUUAAUAUUUUCUUAAUGAUUGUGAGAUGACUAUUUCAUCUCUUCAUCUUUCUCUUCAUGUGUAUUGUGAAGCAAGGCAUUAAAUUGUGAUGCCUGCUUUAUUUUCUGUCUAGGCAACCUCCUCAACCCGAAGGCAAACUGUGUUGACAGCUGUUUGGCUGCUACAAAAUGUGUGAGAGUAGAACGGAUAGGGCCCCAGAGACAGGUCAUUUGUAAAGUGCUUUUGCUGUUCGUAAAAAUAAAACUCUUGUUUUAAAAAAAAAAAUGCAAACCUGUUUGCAAAUAUAUAUUGGUGGAAUAUAUAUAAAUUC
Dama dama (fallow deer) is the source of this 4717-nucleotide messenger RNA. RefSeq names its product MAGUK p55 scaffold protein 3 (gene MPP3). The transcript is spliced from 20 exons. Gene Ontology annotation, cellular component: cell-cell junction; plasma membrane. The coding region runs from base 244 to 2001 and encodes 585 amino acids. NCBI's taxonomy places the organism in Eukaryota, Metazoa, Chordata, Mammalia, Artiodactyla, Cervidae. The record is from RefSeq and is a predicted model, not a curated record. Gene Ontology annotation, molecular function: protein binding.